ACAGUUCAAUAUGUUAACUACCUUCGCAAAAGAAUGAAUUUUGGUAUAGACAUAAUUAAAAAUGAUGACAAGGCAACAUGUUUUUACACUGGUCUUACUCAGUAUUCACUAUUUAUAGAGUUGUUUGAACUAUUGAAACCUUUAGUUCCUGAAAAGCGUGAUUAUCUGUCACAUCUGUCAUUGAUUGAUGAAUUCUUUGGUGUUUUGAUGAAAUUACGAUUAGGAGUACCCCAUCAAGAUAUAGCAUAUCGUCUUAAUGUAACAGAAUGGACUGUGAGUAAUUUUUUUCAUAAGUGGCUUGAUGUAAUGUGCAUCGAGUUGAAGUGUCUUAUCCCAUGGCCUGAUGAUGAGCAGCUUAGGAAAAAUAUGCCACAGUCUUUCCGGAAGCAUUACAUGGAUGUGAAAUGUAUCGUGGACUGCUUUGAAAUCUUUAUUGAGAGGCCAACUUCAUUUGUAGCACGUGCUGCCACUUACAGUAAUUAUAAAAAACAUAAUACGGUAAAAGUAUUUAUAGCUAUAUCUCCAACAGGAUCCAUUUGUUUCAUUUCAAAAGGUUGGGGAGGGCGGGUUUCAGACAAAGUCAUAACAAGUAAAUGUGGCUUUAUGCAAAAACUGUGUCGUGGUGAUGCUGUUAUGGCUGACCGUGGUUUUAACAUUGUUGAUGAAUUAGCUGUUAUUGGAGCUAAACUGAUUAUCCCUGCAUUUACUAGAGGAAAAAAACAACUCUCUCAAAAAGAAGUCGAAGAAACAAGGCAAAUUGCUAAAAGAAGAAUACAUGUUGAACGUGUAAUAGGAAAUUUAAGAAAAAAAUACAAGAUUUUGAGUGCAACACUUCCUAUUUCAUUAAUAAAGGCGAAACAUGAUCAACCUGAUUCCUUAUGUACCAUUGAUAAAAUUUUGAUUGUUACAGCAGCAUUGACCAAUCUUUCUCCCUCUGUUGUACCAAAAUGACAAUGUUAUUUUAUUUUUA
This is a messenger RNA of Amphimedon queenslandica, 970 nucleotides long. RefSeq lists its product as uncharacterized. Bases 34 to 951 code for a protein of 305 amino acids. The record is from RefSeq and is a predicted model, not a curated record. Lineage: Eukaryota; Metazoa; Porifera; Demospongiae; Haplosclerida; Niphatidae. The transcript has a single exon.